Podospora anserina S mat+ is the source of this 1323-nucleotide messenger RNA. RefSeq lists its product as uncharacterized. NCBI's taxonomy places the organism in Eukaryota, Fungi, Ascomycota, Sordariomycetes, Sordariales, Podosporaceae. The record is from RefSeq and is a predicted model, not a curated record. The coding region runs from base 1 to 1323 and encodes 440 amino acids. The transcript has a single exon.
AUGUCGAGCGAUCCAAUCGGACUUACCGAGGGUCCUGGCAACCCGGUCGAAAAAGCCGUCGAGAACCAACAAGAAGCUGGCAACCAAGGAAAAGGUCGGACAAGCGAGGCCGCCGCUGUUGAGAAGACCGUUGCGCCUGCGACUGUUGUCGGCAAAAGCCCCGUCGUCGAGAACAUUGAUGAGGAUGGCGAUCUUGUCCUCCAUGUCGGCCCCACUUCAAACCUGAGGGCAUUCAAAAUCGACUCCUCUACUCUUCGCCGCACCUCUGAAGUCUUCCGAGCGUGGAUUUGCCGCUGGAGGACCGACAAACCGAGCGAUUCACAAUGGGUAUUCGACCUGCCGGAGGACAACCCCGCCAGUCUCAAAACCAUCCUCCAUAUUGUCCACGGACAGUUUGACCAAGCCACAAAGACCAUGGCGGAGAGCGACGGCAGUAUGCUAUACGAGCUGCUGGUGCUUUGCGACAAAUAUAACAUGGCCUACAUGAUCAAGCCCUGGGCUAAUGCAUGGCUCAAUCGCACCAUCAAAGACACGCAAGAUAAGCCCAGCUACUGGAAGCUUGCAUUCAUUGCUUGGGAAUUAGGACGUUAUGAUCUAUUCACCGAGAGCUGUCAAAAUAUCAUCCUUACGUCCCAGGCUUCCCAUGAUGGAAGCGGACUAGUGGCCUAUGGAUGCCAGUUGGGUGAUUGCCGCCUUGGCCCUCUCGAGAUGGAAGGUUUGUGCAUGGUGGUGUUCAUUAGCCGUUUCGUACUGCCGACUAACAGAAGAACGAUAGAGAGAUUCGAACCGAUCAGAUACGCGAUUAUUCAAGCCCUACUCGACUUCUACCACACUGAGGUCAAGGAUCGUCUGCUUGGGAAGGUCCCUACCCACAGUCCCGUUCAACCUACUGCAUCUCACUCUGUAGGGAGAUCACCAACCCUGUCAUUCGACAACACUCGCCAAACCUCAUCUCGUUCCCCAAUGACCAACACCGCGUGCAAUCAGAUUGUUCUGGGGGGCAUCAUCCAGGCCACCGUGACGCUACUACGGGGCUCAACCAAAACCGAGAAUAUGGACGCUGGAAUCUUGGUCCUUCUUCCCACUGAGGCAUCUGAGCUCAAGGAUAGCCCUGCCAAGCUCAUUGGACAGAUGACUACUAUCUUCCAAGCCGUUCAGCCAUUGGGAUAUGGUCACGAGAUCUGCCAUCCUGCAGCCAGGUUUCUGUCUUUUCAGAAAACCAUCAAGGAGUUCACGGCAGAGUGUAAUAAAGGAUGGGAGGGUCUGCUGUUGACUCCAGCGGAUAAAGACAGACUGGCCAAGAGAAAGGUGCUCUUUGGCUGA